Molecule: messenger RNA, 1111 nt
Organism: Phoenix dactylifera (date palm)
Lineage: Eukaryota; Viridiplantae; Streptophyta; Magnoliopsida; Arecales; Arecaceae
Product: large ribosomal subunit protein eL6-like
Biological process (GO): ribosomal large subunit assembly; cytoplasmic translation
Cellular component (GO): cytosolic large ribosomal subunit; ribosome
Molecular function (GO): RNA binding; structural constituent of ribosome
Source: RefSeq, a predicted model, not a curated record
GGGUUAGGGUUUUGCGGGCUCUCAUCUGCCUCAAUAUAAAUCCAGCGCUCGAGGGUUUUCUCUCUCCUCGUCCCGCCGCCUCCUCUCCAUUUCCUCCCGUCCGUGCUCCCUGUGGUGUUCUGAGAGAGAGAAAUGGCGGCGAAGAAGGCUACGGCGAAGAGCCGGAACCCGGAACUGAUCCGCGGGAUCGGGAAAUACUCGCGGUCGAAGAUGUAUCACAAGCGCGGGAUCUGGGCGAUCAAGGCCAAGCACGGUGGCGCCCUCCCCCGCCACGAGCCCAAGGUGGCGCCGCCCAAGCCCGCCGAGAAGCCCCCCAAGUUCUACCCCGCCGACGACGUCAAGACCCCCAUCCCCAAUCGCCGCAAGCCCAAGCCUACCAAACUCAGGCCGAGCAUUACGCCUGGAACGGUAUUGAUUCUUCUCGCUGGGAGGUUUAUGGGGAAGAGGGUUGUCUUCUUGAAGCAGUUGUCUUCGGGAUUGCUUCUUGUUACUGGGCCCUUCAAGAUCAAUGGAGUUCCUCUGCGUCGUGUGAAUCAGGCUUAUGUCAUUGGAACAUCCACCAAGAUUGAUAUUUCUGGGGUUGAUGUUGAGAAAUUUGAUGACAAAUAUUUCACAAAGGAAAAGAAGAACAAGACAAAGAAGAGUGAAAAUGAAUUUUUUGAUACACAGAAAGAGGAAACCCGGGCACUCCCACAGGAGAAGAAAGAUGACCAGAAGGCCGUGGAUGCCCAAUUGGUUAAAGCCAUUGAAGGUGUCCCAGACUUGAAGACCUAUUUGGGUGCUAGAUUUUCUCUUAGGGCAGGCAUGAAACCACAUGAGCUUGUUUUCUGAAACGGCAAUGAAAGCAUUGGAGCUGCUUCCCUCCCUAGUGCUGUUCAAUCUUCAAUUUAGGUGCCUACUUCCAGUUUUGGAUGCAAGGAAGUUAACUUUAUUUUUUCUUUUUAUUAUGUUUGGUUUGUCAUGCAUGAGGGAUGUUUACUCAGGUCUUAUUUGGUGGGUCGGACUAUUUGGUUAUAUCUGCAUUAUAAAUAGAUCCCAUGUUAUUUCUUACCUUCUUUAAGAAUGACUCUUUCAGCACUAUGAAAAUAGUUUCAUUUGGAAUCUGCAUAAA